AUGACGCUCUUCGGCUACGACCAAGCCGUCUUUAGCGGCGUCAUCGUGACCCACGACUUCCUCGCCCUGCACGGCCUGGUCGGCCAGACCUCCAUGAUCGCGACUCUCAGCGCCAUAUACGCCGUCGGCUGCUUCCUCGGCGCCGUCGUCGCCUUCUCGGCCGGCGAGCGGCUCGGGCGCAAGAGGACCGUCCUCCUGGGAACGGCCGUCAUGUCGGCCGGCGCCGCCCUGUGCACGGCGUCGCACGGCCUGCCGCAGAUGUUCGUCGGCCGCGUCGUCACGGGCGUCGGCAACGGCGUCAACACGGCCACGGCGCCCGUCUGGCAGACCGAGACGUCGCGCGCGGCCUGGCGCGGCCGCCUCGUGCUGCUCGAGAUGGGCAUGAACAUCGUCGGCUUCUGCCUCUGCAACUGGGUAAACUACGCCAUGUCCUUCGCCGGCGGCUCCGUCGCCUGGCGCUUCCCGCUCUCGUUCCAGUUCGUCUUGAUCGCCGUCCUGUUCGCCACCGUCCCCUGGCUGCCCGAGUCGCCGCGCUGGCUCGCCGCGCACGGCCGCCACGCCGAGGCGCUGCAGAUCCUGGGCGCGCUCGAGGGGCGGGACGUUGACGAUCCGUCUGUCGAGGCGCUGCAUCGGGAGAUUGUGUUUUCGGUCGAGUACGAGCGCGAGCACGCUGUCCGCUGGAGGGACCUAGCAAGGGGCCGCGCCUCGGCUGCGGGCAACACCAAGACGAUCCGGAGGGUAUUGCUGGGAGCUGGAACACAACUGAUGCAGCAGUUUGGCGGCAUCAACAUCGCCUCGUAUUACAUGCCAACCGUCUUCAUAAACGCCGUCGGGCUGUCCGAAACCCUCGCGCGCCUCUUGUCCGCCGUAGCCGCGACUGUCUACAUGUUCUUCUCGCUCGGGGCCGUCACUCUGGUCGAGAAAUGGGGCCGACGCGGUUUGAUGAUGCUCUCCACCGCCGGCCAGCUCGUGUCCUUUCUCGCCAUCACCAUUCUCCUGCGGUUCGCCGAGCGCGGAGAGGAGGACGGCUCCGGGAGGGGGCCGGCAACUGCCUCUAUAUUCUUCUUCUUUUUCUACUACAUCUCCUUUGGCGUUGGGAUGCUCGGGGUGCCGUGGCUUUACCCGACCGAGAUCAACUCCCUCCCGAUGAGAACUAAAGGCGCCGCCUUUGCUACAUGCACGAACUGGAUUACAAACUUUGCCAUUGUCGAGAUUACGCCGAUAGGUAUAGAGAACAUUGGCUGGCGCUUCUGGAUCGUCUGGACAAUCUUCAACGCCGUCUUCCUGCCUGUCAUCUACUUCUUCUACCCCGAGACGUCCAACCGUAAGCUCGAGGACAUGGACGAGUACUUCCGCUCCGGCCCGCGUCUUAUUGUCACGGGCGACAAAGCCGCCAUCUGCACUGCGCGCCCAGUCCACUACAUCGAGCGCGAGGAGGAAGAGAUUCGACGGAGGGCUCGGGAUCACGGCAACCCCAGUCCUGUUGGCCUGGUGGAAGAUCUCCCGGAAGAGAAGAAGGGGUGAAGGACUGGUUGGUGUUGGCAAGCACCUAGUACUUGCACGGCCGCCACAAAGAAGGGACCGUCCCGCCCCUUCCCGGAAAUGGACACUUUGACUAGUAUCCCUUUCUUUGUUCCAGGACAACCAUUUCCCGCCUUCCAACCAUGGCGGUCCUGCCAUUGUCACCUUUGUCCAUUGUCACCGCACAAACAACUUGGACAUGGAGUCAGAGUACCUUUCAGAGCCCAGUCAAACAAAGAUGUGACAGGGCACUGUAAAGAUGACAUGGAGGUUUUGUUUGUGUCAACGUGACAGUAGUAUAUAUAUAAGGCGCCCACGCCGCAGCAAGAUCACCAAACAGCCCGUUCAACAGCACAGCCAGACCUACCACACGAACACCACCUCCAGCUCGAACAACACUUGCAAUACGCCAGAUCAAGCACCCAAGGUUCCUUGAAGAAACUACUGCAAGAUCAUCACAGGACUUUGGAAGUCGGCAAUCAUGUGUGUCUGGGAGAAAACCUACCAUGUCUGCGGCCACGCGGGCAAGAACAAGGUCAAGAGCGCCUGCGCCACGCCCAGAGCUUGCACAUCCUAUGUUGUUGACUCGUCGGAAUAUGUUCAGGUCUCAGGGGAUUGUUCGGCGUGCAUCAAGGCUGCGCAGACCCCGCGUGGACGCCGUGCCUAGAUCUCAUCUCCACGUGCACAGUUCCGAGCACUUGUCUCGGGCAGCGGCAUCUGAGAAACGACGGUUCGAAUCGGAAGACUGUCGCACACGGCUGACUUUCAGCAGAAGCCACUGAAUACCUGACAGUCAAUAUCUUUUGCUUUCCCUAGUCGAUCAAUACCAAAAAUCCCAAGAAACCCUAUCACAACCAA
This is a messenger RNA of Gaeumannomyces tritici R3-111a-1, 2379 nucleotides long. RefSeq lists its product as hypothetical. Lineage: Eukaryota; Fungi; Ascomycota; Sordariomycetes; Magnaporthales; Magnaporthaceae. The record is from RefSeq and is a predicted model, not a curated record. Gene Ontology annotation, cellular component: membrane. The transcript has 4 exons. Gene Ontology annotation, biological process: carbohydrate transport; transmembrane transport. Bases 1 to 1524 code for a protein of 507 amino acids. Gene Ontology annotation, molecular function: carbohydrate:proton symporter activity.